Messenger RNA from Mesorhabditis belari, 510 nucleotides. NCBI's taxonomy places the organism in Eukaryota, Metazoa, Nematoda, Chromadorea, Rhabditida, Rhabditidae. The record is from the annotation of a GenBank genome assembly.
AUGUUCAUAAUCACCCAUGCCAUCCUUUUGUUUUCCCUCAUUUCGACGAAAGGCUCUACGUGGAUAGACACGGCAGAGGGUGAUAUCAUUGAAGAAGACUUCAAUGGAAGUUACAUCGAAAAGGAAGUCGGCCAAAAUGUGACUCUUCUAUGUCACGGAAACGCGUCUCUGCUUUGGGACUUCGAUCGUGAUAAAAACCAACUUCAACGACGAAUCAAAGUGAAAGACAGCGUGACGACCUCGUCGUUGUUCAUUCGAGAUCUAAAUGUGGUUGACACGGGAAAGUAUUCGUGCCAAGAGAGUAACAUGUCAAUGACGAGAUCGCACAUUCACAUGUUCGUGCGAGGAAAAAGUGCUUUUGUGGAACGUCCCAACACCGAUCCAAUUAAACUACUCAAAAAUAAUUUGAGGAUUCCAUGUCGAGCGUCUAGAUGGAUCAAAGGAGAGGAAAUGAGGCUCUACGUGAACGAGUUGAUUGUCGAGAAUAUUCAGAAAUAUUAUGAUCCAAGG